This is a messenger RNA of Melanaphis sacchari, 7766 nucleotides long. RefSeq names its product PHD finger protein rhinoceros (gene rno). NCBI's taxonomy places the organism in Eukaryota, Metazoa, Arthropoda, Insecta, Hemiptera, Aphididae. The record is from RefSeq and is a predicted model, not a curated record. Gene Ontology annotation, biological process: regulation of transcription by RNA polymerase II. The transcript is spliced from 12 exons. Bases 509 to 7690 code for a protein of 2393 amino acids.
UCGCUACUCGCAAGUGUCGAGCAUGAAACGAUAAGUGCGAAAUCCGUAACGCUCGCAUUCUGGUGUAUCCGUACACCGUGUUUAUUGCCGCCAUUUGGACGUCCGCCGUCGCGUACACGUCGCCGCGACCGUUCGUCCACUUGCGCAUCUCGCCGCCAUCGUCCAUUGAACCGCGCUCUCGCCCGACCCGUACCGCCGCUGAUGUAAACGGGCCCCCCCGACCGAAUGUGUUGGACGUGUUGAGAGCUGUUUGGGAUUACCUAGUCUUUGACUCACACAUCGAUUGUCAUAUGACGUCCCGCGUUUCGGCAGCAAUGGAAUGCGCUAGCAUUGGUACUGUCCCGACUUGCUUGGCAUUAGCAAAUUGAUUACUGCAAAACACAAUAUACCUGUUAAUUCUUGAAAAACUAAUAUCAGAAAAUUUAUCAUACACCUUUAUUUUAACUCUGCUAUGUGGCAUCAAUGCUGCAGAAGGCGGAGUUAGGUUUCUAUCAUUUGCAAACUCAGCAUGUCAUAUAGAACUAAACGUCAACCGAUCUCUAAAGAUGAAUGUCCAUUACCGACAAAGAGGCGGAAGGGGCGCCCUUCGACGCUACAGGAAGAAGAAGAAGCGUCCUCCUUAGAUACUCAAAGUGGCUCGCGUUCAGAUAUGAGAAUACCAUCAUCAAUUUAUAAUACACGGACUACAACUGAUGCACCAGCUGAAUUAUUUCGUAAAGACUUGAUCAGUGCCAUGAAGCUUCCUGAUUCUGAACAAUUGUCUACUGAUGCAUACUGGAUUAUUAGUGACCAAUGGAAACAAGAGUGGGAACGAGGUGUACAAGUACCAGUUAAUCCAGAUUCUUUACCUGGAUCAAGUGUUCAUGAAAUUCCCGUGGUCUGCUUGCAGUCUUCAACUAAAUCACCUAGGCGUUCACCAUCAUCAAUUUAUCAUUCUCAACAUAAUGAAUUCAAAUUGCCAAAACAUAAAUAUAUUCGUAUCACUAAGGAUGAGCAUUUUAAAACCGAAGAACAUCAAUUAUCACUUUUACCUUUGAAAGCAGAAAAAUCUUGUUCAUAUGAUAUGGAUGAUUUAGAUUCAGCUUGGUUAAAAUUGUGUAAUGGAGAAAGAUCAUUAGGAGGCUUACCAAAAAUAAAAGAUGAUCAAUUUGAACAUGUUAUGGAAGAGUUAGAAAUGAGGUGCUGGGAAAAAGUGCAAAAAAUAAUUAAAGAAGAAGAAGGCCUUGGAAUUGAAUAUGAUGAAAAUGUUAUCUGUGAUGUGUGCCGAUCGCCUGAUUCAGAAGAUGGCAAUGAAAUGGUGUUUUGUGAUAAUUGCAAUAUUUGUGUUCAUCAAGCAUGUUAUGGUAUUACCACAAUUCCUUCUGGGUCUUGGCUGUGUCGUACUUGUACUUUACGUUUUCGUCCGGAAUGUGUACUUUGUCCUAAUAAAAAUGGUGCAAUGAAAUGCACACGAUCAGGCCAUAAAUGGGCACAUGUAUCAUGUGCAUUGUGGAUACCUGAAGUUAGUAUUGGAUGUGUAGAAAAAAUGGAACCUAUCACCAAAAUAUCUAGUAUACCUCCUAGUAGAUGGGCACUUAUAUGUGUAUUGUGUCGAGAACGAGUUGGAGCAUGUAUACAAUGUUCAGUUAAGACAUGCAAGACUGCUUAUCAUGUUACUUGUGCUUUUAAACAUGGUCUUGAAAUGAGAGCUAUUAUUGAAGAUGAGAGUGCUGAAGAUGGAGUAAAAUUACGGUCGUACUGUCAAAAACAUAGUGUAACUAGUAAAAAAGAUAGAAAUUCUGGUUCAGAAGAUGAAGAUUCUACAAAAAGAAAACGAAAAGAUAUGACUUCUGAAGAAAAAAAUCAAGCUAGAGCAGCCAAGUAUGUUUAUUACAUAAAAUUUAAAAUAAUACAUUUUAUAAAAAUGUUAAUGUUUUUUCCAAGGUUGCAAGAAAUUGAAAGUGAAUUUGAAAAGCAUGUUAGUGUCACUGAUGUUACACAAUGCCGUGACGUUGAUAAUGAUGGUAUUCUAUAUAUUUAUAAUUAUUGGGUAUUAAAAAGAAGAUCUGGAAAUAACAGACCAUUGUUAUUACCAAAAUCUGAUGAUGGUGAUCUUCUUGGAAGACAGCAAGAACAAGCAGAUUUAGAAAAACAUAAGAUGUUUGUACAACUUAGACAAGAUUUAGAAAGGGUACGAAAUUUGUGUUAUAUGGUCAGCAGAAGAGAAAAACUUUCUCGUAACUUGCUCAGUUUACGUGAGCAAACUUUUCACAAACAAGUGGCAGUUCUUUCAGAUCUUAAGCUUAAUCUUAGUUCAGCAGAAGUAUCAGCUGUCCAAGAAGCUAAUCAUGGACCAUCAAUAUAUGAUCGAUUAUACUCAUAUCCUGAUGCUCCUGACUUAAGCACUGAUUUUGAAACAAUGUUGUCUCGUAUUGCUGGAGCAGCUUCACCAGAAAAAUCUAAUUAUACUGGUUUAAAAUGGCCCCCAAGUAAUAACCCAUAUAAGCGAACCUAUAUCAAUGGGUCAAUACGAUACUCAAGUAUGUCAAGCAGUAGUGAUCUUGAAUUAAAACCCCCUAAAUUAAUCAGUAGUGAACGAUCAAGUAUGGAUGAAGCUGAAUUAAUCAAAUCUAUGUUGAACAAACGUAAAUUAAAAGAAAAAAGGCUGAAUAAAAAACGUUCAAAAACAAAACUUUCUACUGAUUCAUCUACUGAAGAAGAAAACGAUAAAGUGAAACAAAAAUGGAGUGCAUCACCCAAUAAAAAAUUGUUACAAAUUGAAAAGCAGUUUGGUAGUGAUGAUAGUGAGGAUGUUGCUUUACCUAAACUUUUGUCCAAACGUCCAACUAAGGUAAAUAAUAUUUAUUCUGACUCAGAUUCUGAAGUAUCAAACAAAGAAGAUAAUCUAUCUUAUACACAUACCAAAGCAGCAGUUAAAGAGUUCUCUCAAGGAAAGUCUAAAGCUAAAAAUGUAAAAGAUAAAAGUACUUCUGUGUCCAAGACCAAAGAAACAUUACUGGAGAAAGACAUUAAGAAAAUGAAAAAAGAAGAUGGUAAAAAUAAUCCUACGGUGCCUACAGAACUUAUUGUACCUCAAAGACAAGCUGCUAAGAAGGCUACUGAAAGUAUUCACCGAGUACAUAAUAAGCAUGACGAAAUUUUAAAUGAAAAGAAAUCUCCAGAAAAAUUAUUUUCAACACAUAAAAAAUCUCCUGAAAAGGUUACAUCCAAUAUUAAAUCACCAGAUAAACAACCCACUAAAGUUAAUAAAAUUAAAAACCUUGAAAAAUUAAGUUCAGUAGAUAAAGAAUCAGAUCCACAAGAUUCAUUCAGUUUUGUUCCACAGAGGCAAGCUGCUAAAAAAGCCAUUCAAGGCAUUAAGAGUGGUAUGACAAAACCUGUUGAAGAAACUAAAGUACCUGAAUCUGUUAAAAAAGAUGAUUCAACUAUAAAGUCCAAACGUAGUACAAAGUCUUCUUUAUCCUCUACAUCAAGCAGUAGUUCUUCUAGUAGUUCAUCAAGUACUUCAAGUACUUCUAGUUCUUCCUCUUCAUCAGGUUCGUCUUCAUCUGAAAGUGAUACAGAACCCGAAAAGAAAAAUAAAUCUAUUGAGCGUGUAAGCCCACAAAAAGAAGUCAAUAAAACUAAAAGCCCUCCUAAAUCUAAAGGUUGGUUAUCAGAAAAUAAACCUAUUAAAAUUAGUUCCUCCUCUAGUAGUGAGUCUGAUAAAGACCAAAAAGUGAUCAGGGCGCCAGACAAGAAGCUUAAAACUUCCGACAGGCGGCCUGAACACAGGUUUCAGGAUCCGCCACCUAAGAGAGAGGAAUCUAGAAGAAAAUCGAUUGGAAGUGAUCGAUGCGAUACUGUUCAAAUCGUCACAUGUGGAGAUUCUAGUGUCCGGGAUGAUGGAAAUAGAAAAUCGAGCGAUCGUGACUACGUUGGAACAUCAACUAGUCAGCCGGACGGAAAUAAACUUGAAACGAAACAGCCCGUACAUGCAAUUGAGGACAAAGAGAUUGAGAAGAAGUUGAAACUUGAUGAUGGAGAUCAAAGAGUUCUUAAAGAAGACCAUGGCCUUAAUAAAACCAUACAAGAAGUGAAAAACAAAAAUGUUGUACCAGUACAACAUACAUCUGAUAAAGAAAAUAAAAAAACCGAUGAGUUAAAUUUGUAUUUACCAGGUGGUCAUCGCUUAAAUGAUCUCAAAGAUGAAAAUUUAUUAAGUUCUUCGUUUUUAACUAGACAAGAUAUAGAACGAGAGUUGGUUAAUAAUGAUUAUGAUAAAAAACUUUCUAAAACGCCAUUCAUCUGUAAUAAUCAAUUUUCUGGUGGUCAAAGAUCAAUAUUUUCUCCACAACAAUGUAAUAAGGAUAUUCCAGAUUUUGAUUUUGAUAAUGAUAUGCUUGCUGUUGAACAAGCAGCAAAUGAGGAAGGAUUUGGGUUGACAAGAGAUACAGAUGUUCGAAAUGCGCCAUUGUCUUUUACAUUUAACAAUGAAUUCCUCUUCAAAGAUGAUUCAAAAGAAGUAACAGCUAGAGAAACCUUAAACCUUGUUGAAAAGUUAAGAUUAGGAAUCACCAAAAAAUCUGUACCAUUAGAAAAUGAAAAUAUAGAAAAUAUUGAGUUAAACGAUACUCCUAAAAUACUCGACCCGCCUAAACCAUCUGAACCAGAACAAAAGACAGAUAAUAUUCUUUAUAAUGCAUACAAUAAAUUCCAUCAACAGUCCAAUGAAGUUGUAGAUGUGAAUAAAGUUCCAGAACGAGAUAAAUUGGAUAGGAGCGAAAGCGCUUUAUCUGAUGAGAGGUGGGUACCACCAAGUCAGCGUAGCCAGGCAGAAUCUCCAUAUCAGGAUAUUAAUGAUGCAAACCGUUGGUCAGAUAGCGUUGUAAUGCCAUCCAGGCGUUCUGAUACAUCAAAUGAACCAUCUCCAGAACAUCGAGAUCCAAGUACAACAGAGUCAUUAUAUCAAAAUAUACAUCCAUUUCCUUCAUCUGUUCCAAUGCAAAUGGACAAUAUGCAGUAUUCUCAAUACUCGGAUCCAUCUUUUAUAUUGAACCCACCUACUAGUAAUCAGAUGUCAUUUAUGUCUUCAUCGCGAACUUUUAAUCCUCAACAAUUUUCAAUACCUCCACCAUUCUCAACUCAUCAAUCAUUGAUGCCAGAAUCGAAUAAACCUUUACAUUUACAAACUCCCUGUACAGCAGCCUUCACUUCAUCAACUCAAAAUAUGGCAUUUACUGCAGCCAUGAUAUCUCCAAUGACACAUCAUGAUAAUUUUAUUCCACCAUUUAAUGAUAUAAGUAUGUAUAAUGAUAGCAAUCUUUUGAUGGGUUCUGGUACUAAUAAUUUAUCUUUACAUACAGAAACUGUGAUGCAUACUGUUUUCAAUGCAAUUAAUCAAGCAUCUCUAAUAGAUAAUCAAUUAUCUGUUAUACCAACAAUUAAAUCUCCUAAGAGUCCUAGAGUUUCUACUAGUAAUCAAAUGCCUGGUGAUCAUAAUCUAAUCCCAGUUUCAACAAAUAACCAAAUUCAAGAGAUUAAUUUACAAUCAACAUCAAAUCAACACCAAGUACCAGUAACUUUAAAUAACCAAACUGAAGUAACACUUCCACAAAUAAUUUCUAAUAAUCAAGAGCCUGUUCUUAGUCAAAGUAAAAUUACUAGUACUGAAGUAACGUCCACCAAUCAAUUAACGUUAACAUCAACACCAAAACAAAUACCUUUGAAUAAACAGUCUAUUCCAGAAGUACAUACUCCAUCUGUAUGUCAAGCAGAGGUUAACCAGAACAUUAAUCAAACACCAGUACAGACUCCUAUCAGUGUCAGCCAAGUAUCUAAUCAAACUACUCCAAGUAUACCAACUCCUAAACAAUCACCUGCUCUUCCUACAACUCCUUUGCCAGAACGAUCUCCAAUGUCCAUUAUUGCUUCAUCUCCUUCAGUGACUAGUUCACCUCAUCCUAAUCGCACACCUUCUGAUAAAAAAUCUCCUUCUAAACCUACUCGAUCUUCGAGCCGUGUUACUGCUCUAUCUUAUAAAUCACCUGAAAUAGUUGAUCAUUCGCCAGAAGUUAAAAAGCAAAACAAACGAGGACCAAAACCUCAGUCCAAAUCUUCUGGACGUGGUCGUGGACGCGGACGUGGACGUUCAUCAAAUCAUUUUACUGAUUAUAACCCUGCUGUUAGUAAACUUGCUGGUACUGCCUAUGAUCUUGAUUUUGUCGAAGAAUUUGGCAAUGAUAAUAAUGGUGUUAUGGAAAAUCUCCGAGCAAUGCGUGAACGUAAAAAAUCUGAUGUUAAAGCGGAUAGUAAAUCGCCUGUGUCUCCUAAAGUCCAUAGCAGUCCUAAUAACUACAGAAGAAAACAUGCAAGUAUAAAAGAACUUAAACCCCCUUCUCCUAUUAUUGAAACUACUAUUGAAGAUCAACCAGCUCAAAUAUUAAUAAAUGAACUGACUCCUAUGAUACCAGGACCAGUAGAUAUGAGAACGUAUAAUUCAUAUGACAAUACAACAUCAUAUUCUGAUAACAUUUAUGAUGCUAAUACUAAUGCAGAUGAUAAAGUAACUGAUAUUGUAAAUACCUUAAAAGAAGACUUACAGAACUUAUCAAAAUUAUCUUCCAAAGAUAAAGAUAUAGAAGAUCAAUUAAUUUCAAUGGAUGACCAAAUCAAAAUAGUCAAACUACCACCUCCUAUAGAAAAAGAACCGGUAGCCUCGAGUACAGUAUUACAAAGCGAAUCUAGGAAUCAAUUAAAAGUUAAAAUAAAAGGUCCUUUCUUAAAUGCUAAAUACAAUAAUGUUCAAAAUCAACCAAUAUUACCAACAAUUGAUACAUCGGCUAUAAGUAUGAAUAUACCAAGUCAUUCAGUUCCUCCUUCAGAAGCUGCUAGUGUACCCUCCAAUUUCAGACAAAUGAGGAAAAAGGAAUUGCUUCGGCAAUAUUGUAACCAACAAGAUAAUAUAGAACAGACAACAAACCAUCCUAUAGUCCCUCCACUAAGUCGAAAUAUUAUUACAAUACCAAAAGCAGUUGCAUCGAUGACUACAAUUCCUACUAAAGAAGACUACAAAGCAGUAGUAGAUGCUAAUAUGGAAAAGAAGCGCACUAAAUAUGGGUCUGAUGAUCCAAAAUCCAAUUAUUUUAACAAUAUUCGUAAAGAAGCUACUACACCAAAGAUAAAAAUCAAAAUUGGUGGUGAACAACCCAUGGUUACAACAAUGGAAGAAAAACGUAGUCUUCGUCCACCUAAAAAGAGAAUUUGUGACACUCAAAAUGAUGAGACUAAUCAUUUGAUAGCACCUACUAUGGAACAAUUACGGCGAGACAGCAUGAAAUUCAGAAAGAAAGUAUUUGCUCGUUUUGAAGAAGAUGCAUUAGCAUCCACUUCAAUUCCUUUAACUCCUGCUACAAAGAAUAAAAAGAAACGUCGGUCUAGUCCAUCAGUAUCUAGGAAAAAGAAACCACGCACAAAUAAAGAGAUAUCUCAAGUUCAGGUAAUAGAGGCCAAAGAAAGCACUCCUAAAUUGAUUAUUAGAUUCUCAAAAGCAGCGCCUGAUGAAGCUGCAGUCAGUGCAGUAACAGAACCGAAAAAAGCUUCUCCCAUUAAACUGAAAAUAUCUAGAUGUAAAGAAGGAUAUGUUAUGAAACCUCCAAGUAACCAAACUAAUCCUGAUACUUCAUUAAAUAACAACUGUGAAGUUCGGUGACGGUAAAAAUUCUUAUAAUUUUAGAUCAAUCUUAUCAUUAAUAAGCGUUUUGUAUAAAAAUUUAAUAAGAUGUAAU